Molecule: messenger RNA, 584 nt
Organism: Frieseomelitta varia
Lineage: Eukaryota; Metazoa; Arthropoda; Insecta; Hymenoptera; Apidae
Product: mitochondrial import inner membrane translocase subunit TIM14
Exons: 3
Coding region: 105-455 (116 amino acids)
Biological process (GO): protein import into mitochondrial matrix
Cellular component (GO): PAM complex, Tim23 associated import motor
Molecular function (GO): ATPase activator activity
Source: RefSeq, a predicted model, not a curated record
CAUUGUUGAUCAUCUCUUUUAAUAUCUUUUCAAUGGUUAAAGAGGAUUAUUUUAUUUUAUGUUGUUUUGAAUAAGCGUCGUGUUAUUUUGACGAUUUUACAAGAAUGGCUUCCACACUUAUUGCAGCAGGCGUUGGCCUUGCUGUAGUAGGUUUUACUGGGCGUUAUAUACUUAAAAGAAUGCCACAUUUAUCUCAAAGAAUGGCAGAAGCUUAUAAAAAUGUACCAAAACUAAAUUCACAGACAUUAGCAAAUAGUAAAUAUUAUAAAGGAGGUUUUGAAUCUAAAAUGACUAGACGAGAAGCUAGUUUAAUAUUGGAUGUAUCACCAACUGCAAGUAAAGUGAAAGUGAAACAACAAUUUAAAAAAAUUAUGGCUGUAAAUCAUCCAGAUAAAGGUGGAUCUCCAUAUGUUGCUGCAAAAAUUAAUGAAGCAAAAGAUUUAUUAGAAAAAUGAUUUAUAUAUAGCUAAAUGUAUAAGUAUAAAUAAUGUAUAUGAAAUUUGUUUACUAAUAGUUUUGUAAAUCUAAUUCCCACAAGUAAAUCUCUAUGUAAAUAUUUAAUAAGAUAAUGAUUCUAUAUUUUA